Molecule: messenger RNA, 534 nt
Organism: Drosophila ananassae
Lineage: Eukaryota; Metazoa; Arthropoda; Insecta; Diptera; Drosophilidae
Exons: 3
Coding region: 85-480 (131 amino acids)
Source: RefSeq, a predicted model, not a curated record
CAAUUGUUUUUUUCACUCUGUUUACGUAGAAAUCUUUUCUCCGCCCUUCAAAGUGACAAAAUCUUAUUGAUUUUUCGGAGCAAUAUGUGUCAGCAACAAAGCACCUUAAAGCGCCUCAAUUUUUGCACGAAAUUUCGAGCCUGUCUCCUCUGGGCUUUCUGGAAUAUAAUCAGUGGGUGUCUUUUCAUUCCUCUGCACAUUAGGUUCGUGAAAUAUCAGGAGCUGCAAUUUUCUAUUCUGAUUUUGGGUUGCGUGUGCGGUGUUUCUUUCAUUAUAUCUGGGAUUAUACUGUUAAUCGGACUUUUGAAAAAAAUACGUUGGAUGGUAUGUUUUUCAAUAGUUUUCUCUACUAUUGGGACUUUGUUUAUCCACUGGCUUAUUAUUCCAUUUGUGCUUUAUUUCAUUUUUUCGUUUAUUGUUUUUAAUUAUUAUCAAGUGGACAUGGCCAUUGAUGAUCGUUUUAAAAUUCCAAAAAAAUAAAAAGUUGUACUUAUUUCAGAUAUGUAAUAAGAACAAUAGUUUAUGUAUAUCAAA